This is a messenger RNA of Xylaria bambusicola, 588 nucleotides long. RefSeq lists its product as uncharacterized. Bases 1 to 588 code for a protein of 195 amino acids. Lineage: Eukaryota; Fungi; Ascomycota; Sordariomycetes; Xylariales; Xylariaceae. The transcript is spliced from 3 exons. The record is from RefSeq and is a predicted model, not a curated record.
AUGCAGCAAACUCUUGCCUUCUUGUUGACCUCGGCCGCUGCCGCCGUCUCGGCGUGCACAAUUCCGGGAGGCCCGGCGCUGUCCAACAACAUCACAGAGCCCUUCGCGCUCAAGCUACAGAAUGCCUCCAACCCAGACGUCCACAAUCACUUCCUAAACAUCUGGGACUGGGGUGGUGGCGACCAGCACCUCUUCGUCAGUCCAUCCGGUAACUCGACGAACGAGCUACAGCUCAUCGACGGCGUCAUCACCCUAUCCAGUGCCUUCUGGAACCCGCCGCGACGGGCCGUUAUUAAUGGGGAGUACGAGCCCUUGGACAAUACUACUAAGAUGUUCAUGACGGAGCGUGGAGACCCUCGCGCCGUCUGGGACGUCGUAUACGGCUGUAACCCGGACACGGAUGCGCUACAGGUCGAACUCAAGUUCAAGUCUCGCGGCACUGAGGAGCUUGGCGGCCUCAUGGGUGUGCGCCCUUUCAAUGGCAUGUAUGAUUUCCGAUGGAAGGGACCGGGCACUUCGGUCAACGACCCCAACCGCCCUUGGACUCAUGUUACCCUCGUCGUCGUACACAACGCUACGUUCACUUGA